Molecule: messenger RNA, 720 nt
Organism: Physeter macrocephalus (sperm whale)
Lineage: Eukaryota; Metazoa; Chordata; Mammalia; Artiodactyla; Physeteridae
Gene: LURAP1
Product: leucine rich adaptor protein 1
Exons: 2
Coding region: 1-720 (239 amino acids)
Biological process (GO): positive regulation of canonical NF-kappaB signal transduction; positive regulation of cytokine production
Source: RefSeq, a predicted model, not a curated record
AUGGAGGGGACUGCGGAGUCCCAGACGCCUGACCUGCGAGACGUGGAGGGCAAGGUGGGCAGGAAGACCCCUGAAGGGCUGCUCCGCGGGCUGCGAGGCGAGUGGGAGCCGGGAACCUCUGGCGCCCUGCUGCUCCCGGGGGCGCCUAGCACGGGCCACAGCCUGGGGGACAAGAUCAUGGCGCUGAGGAUGGAGCUGGCUUACCUGCGAGCCGUCGACGUGAAGAUCCUACAGCAGCUGGUGACCUUGAACGAGGGCAUUGAGGCAGUGCGCUGGCUGUUGGAGGAGCGGGGGACGUGGACCAGCCACUGCAGCAGCCUCACCAGCAGCCAAUAUAGCCUGACAGGCGGGAGCCCAGGCCGUUCAAGGCGAGGCAGCUGGGACAGCCUGCCAGACACCAGCUCCACUGACCGGCUGGACAGUGUCUCCAUUGGCAGCUUCCUGGACACAGUGGCCCCCAGCGAGCUGGAUGAACAGGGCCCCCCCGGGGCUCCCCGUCCUGAGAUGGACUGGGCAAAGGCUAUACCCUGUGGGGAGAGGGCCAGGACUGAGGUGGACCUGACAGCCACCAGGCUAGGAAGCUUGAGGGCUGUGUGGAAGCCCCCAGGGGAGGGGCUCCAAGGUGGACCUCCUGAGCCACCAGAGGAUGAGAGUACCAAGCUGGGCUUUGAGACCCACUGGUACUGGGGCCAGUGCCAGGAUGAUGUGACCUUCCUGUAA